UAGCUACUCCGCAUUGUACGAGACACGGUUCGUCGUUCGUCCUGCAGCCAAAUUAGGAACAAUUUCCGCUACCAGAAUCAAAAUGACUCGUUGGGCGAGAGGAGGAGAUGCUAACAAAAGGAAACCCCAUGAUGCUUCAACAUGGGAGCAGAUGACUCAACAUAAUGAGAGAAAUCGGACCAAAGCUGGAGCUAAACAUAAGCCUGCUCAUUCCACCAAAAAAUACAAGCAAGAAAGUGCCAAGAGGACAGGUACUGAAAAAAGCAGCUUGGGUAUUGAUAAAAAACUUGUUAGCCAGACAAGACAAAGGGGAAUUCAUCAGAAAGUUGGUAACGGGAAAAAGAAUGCUGCUGCAGGGUCAAGACUGCUUUUGUCAAGUGGUGGCAAAUCAAUCAUCGAUGUCAUAUUAGAAGCAGAUAAAGCCAGAGACUGUGAUGUACAGGAUGAAAGAAAAAAGUCAGUUGGUGAUGUGAAGCAGAAUAGCAUGGAAACACCAGAACUUAUGGCAAUGAAGGAGAAGAGAAGCGAAGACAGACGAUUAAAGAGACAAAAGAAGAAAGCUGACAGUAUGAUGUGUUUCCACUGUCGGCAAACAGGCCAUGGUGUUUCUGACUGUCCACAGAUGUUAGGGGACGUUGAACAGGGUACUGGUAUCUGCUAUCGAUGUGGAUCAACGGAACAUGACGUCGGCAAAUGUCGUGCUAAAGUGGAUAAAAAACUAGGUGACUUCCCCUAUGCCAAGUGUUUUAUAUGUGGACAGACUGGACACCUGUCUAGGAUGUGUCCAGACAAUCCCAGGGGUCUGUAUCCAGAAGGAGGUGGUUGCAAGGAAUGCGGAUCGGUAGAGCACAGGUGGUGGAACUGUCCUGUCAGGAAGCCAGUGAAAGGAGUUGAUCUGUCUGCAAUAAGCCUUCCUGUGACUGGGAUCCAUUCAAGUGCUGAUGCUGAGCCGGCCUUCAUGCCAAAACCGAAGGUGAAAGUCAAGCAGACUGGGCCGAGAGUUGUGAAUUUCUAAUCUUAGAUUAUAAGCAUUAUCAUGAGACUUCUAUUCUCUUGUCCAAAGUAAAUGUUUAGGUAUGUGAUUCAUUUGAUCUCCCGUGCAGUAAUCACAAAAAAACUAUUGUGAUUAGCACAAAUAUUGUGUUUUCUUUAUCUAACCAAUCCCUGCUCCUCAUCAAAUAAAUGGUCUGCCAACUUUCAGAGCAUACCGCCGUCGGAGAGUAUCCGCCAGUCUAGACAGCGAGACCAUAACAGAAAUAACUAGAUAGACAAGUAAAAUUUGACUUUCUAUAUCAAUCGAUCCUUUGUUGGCUCCUUAAAGGCAUCAUAGAAAUAGAUAAAUUGUCUCUUUGCAGUGAAUUACUGUGUUAUCAUUCAAGUGGGCCUAUGUUACAAGACUACAGUGCUAAGAAUAUUGCAUUAUGGGUAAUGAACAUGGCCAGAUAUGAUUAGUUGAGGACUUGAGAUGGGGCUAUUAAGGCUACUGGUCUGUGAAGUAUUCAUAUACUUAUUAGACAGUGGUGGCAGCCACGUGUCUGUAACUAUAAGAGAGACAAAGAAGACGUCUGACUCAGGAGAUGUGCAGAGUAAGAGUGAGGGUUUAUUGAUACAGCCACUCUGGGCUUUCCUUGUUUCCAGUAGACAAAGAGAGUGAUUGUAACAUCAUCAAGUUGGGCAGCAUGCCUAUGAGUGUGAGGGGUGCUACUCAUAUAUUUGGUAUGGAUUUAAAAGCAAUACAUCACAUCUUCCCCUUUAACAAGAGGGGCUUGUGUAAAUAAAUCAUGACAGGUUGGAUUAUUUAAGUAGCUAUAAUUAACUUGAAAAGAGGCAUUACUGAACAAUUACUAGCCUUAGGGUACUAUUUAAAAAUCAAUUGCAACAACAAUAAGUCAUUCAGGGACAAUUUCUAAAGCCAUAUUAGGAUCACUUGGUAUAAACUGUCUAAAUCCAAAAAUUUUGCCAAAAGUUUGUGAACCUUAUGGUGCAAUUUGCUGUAACAAACAACACGUGUUUGUUCGUUGUAUCUUAUACUUUCUUGCUUGGUUUCUGUUACGUUACACUAUAUAAUUACAUUAAGUUUGUUCUUUUUAUAUCUUAUUUACAAAUAACAUUUCUUUCUUUCUUUUUCUCUUUUUUUUUAUAGUAACUUUCGAGUGGUUCUCUUUCCACUUUAAAUUCACACAUAUAUACAUAUAUAAAGUAUACAAUACCUGUGGUGGUACUCUUUCCACUCACUGUUUAACUAAUCCAUUAUUAUACAUUAAUUGAGCUUAUUAAUUAUAUACAUGAUGUUUUUCUGCAUUGACUAUUCCUAUUCUUCAGAACAAUGUUACAAAUAACAUUUCAACAACGGUUAUCAGUUGACAUUUCAAAAAUUGUAUGUGGAUGGUGUAUGUGUUAUUCAUGUCAUCGGAUAAGCAUCAUCAAUAAAAUUGCAAAAAGGAAAAUAGAGAAGCGGAGUACAAAUAAUGUGACACAGUUUAGAAAUAAGUUGAAAUUUGUUUUCAUCAGGUGUACAUC
Molecule: messenger RNA, 2520 nt
Organism: Lytechinus pictus (painted urchin)
Lineage: Eukaryota; Metazoa; Echinodermata; Echinoidea; Temnopleuroida; Toxopneustidae
Product: zinc finger CCHC domain-containing protein 9-like
Exons: 5
Coding region: 83-1015 (310 amino acids)
Cellular component (GO): nucleolus
Molecular function (GO): nucleic acid binding; zinc ion binding
Source: RefSeq, a predicted model, not a curated record